ACAAAAUGUCCAGAAUGUCGAAAGAAGACGAUUUAGAGUUCAACCCAUUUUAUGAAGCGUUACAGGAUAAAUAUGGAGGUUUCUUCAAAAGAGCUCAAGAUAAACAGUUCCUUAUCUGCAUCCCAAGGUCAUCAUUGCUGAAGAACUCUAUCAUGAAUGCUGCAUUUAUAGAGAGUCAUAUUUUCCGCCCAUCGCCAUUCUUCCAAGGCCAGUACCUAACUACAGAUAAGGCUAGCAAAGGCACUAUAGAGUACGAGAAUGGAGUCAUCAAAACUAUUGAAGGGUUCCCAAAGGAUGUAACUGCAAAGGUGCUAUAUGAAGAAACAGGAUACAACAAGGACUACAAGCCAUUCUCAAUUCUAUUAAUAGACCAGCUUCUAGUGGCACCGCCAAAGGUCUCUAAAUCUGCUGCAGACAAUGCUGAGGAUGUCUUACAUUUGAAAACAUCAUUCAUUGAGUGCAAAACAUUCUUGAUGUCAUUCAAGGAGCAUGUCAACAUUCUUGCAAACAUAAAUGAUGAAAUUCACCAGUUCAAUACCAAUUACAUGAUUCUCCCUGGUUACCUUGACGACGUUGAAACAAGAUUGGCUAGCAUGUGUAGUAGAGCAACCAAAGCAAUAUGUAAAGCCAACAAACAUCCAAAGAAGCAUGACAAGAGAUUUCAAGAUAAUAUUUCAAAUUCAGUUGAAAGUUACAUCGUUGGAAGUGUUCACCAUAAGGUGUUUCCUGUCAUACGUGAUGAAUUAAAAGCCAAAGAUGCAGCAUUAGCCAAUAGGAUCUCCUCACUAGAUGGAGUUACUGGUGACCAGCUUGGAAUACGUGAUGAAUUUAUUUGCCCAUUGCCUGAAUCUGUUGUAGAACUGGCCAACCUAGAUAACUUGACCACGCCCUUGGAGAAACUCAUGGCUCUAAAGACAACUAUUGAUAGGUUGACAGAGGGGGUAAAUACAGCUGUGGAAGAACGACAAAAUCCAACUGAUAAAGAACAGCUAUGUCUGACAUCAGAUGACCUGCUUCCUAUUCUAGUCUCUUUGAUAAUACAGUCAAAAUGUCCGUAUCUUGAAAGUAACUUAUACUAUAUACAGCACUUUCACUGGUCUGACUCCAGUAAAGAUGAAUUUGGUUACAUACUGGUGACAUUUCAAGCUGCCCUUGAGUUCCUCAACUCAACAGAUUUUCACAACCUCAGACCUGCUAAACAGAAACUUAACAAAGAGGUUGGUAUAGAAAAAAUACUCGAAAUAGCCUCAAAGGACAAUGAAGAACAAGCCAAUCAAAAUGCAGCAAAUAUUCAUCCCAUACAACUGUCGAGGAGUGAAAAGCAGUUAGAGAGAAUUACAAGAAUGUUGGAGGAAACCACAGCUGAAGAUUUGAAAUACAAGGACGAGUAUAAACCUUUAGGCUUGGGCAAACCUACGAGAUACUCUGGGGUGCCUGAUGUAAUACCAUUACAAGAUCCUAGUAGAAAGAGAGAGCAGUUAGGAGAUUUCUUGUCUGCGCUACAGAAUGACGGGUUUGAUACAUGCAGUUCUGAUGCUAACAGCUCACCCUUUGGUUGACCCGGCCAACUACCUUAUAUGGAGAGCAGAAUGAUCAAAUCUUCACGAGAGUUCGAAACUCACAUCUGCCUGAUUGCCUAUGCCAAUCACUUUUCACUCUUGGCAAUGAACAUAGAAAAACAAGUUAUGCACAACGAACUGAAUGCUCAGAUUG
Messenger RNA from Owenia fusiformis, 1713 nucleotides. The record is from the annotation of a GenBank genome assembly. Lineage: Eukaryota; Metazoa; Annelida; Polychaeta; Sabellida; Oweniidae.